Messenger RNA from Poecilia reticulata (guppy), 2693 nucleotides. It is a transcript of the gene zpax4, whose product is annotated as zona pellucida protein AX 4. The record is from RefSeq and is a predicted model, not a curated record. Lineage: Eukaryota; Metazoa; Chordata; Actinopteri; Cyprinodontiformes; Poeciliidae.
AAAAGCUGGACGGGGGAAAGCAUUUCAUGGUGCAUGUCUGGUGAAAAACAGGUGGUUCACUUGGUUAGUAGGAGUAGUUUGCUAGCUGUUAUGCUAGCUUCAGACACCAACACAUCAACCGCCAUGGCUUUCAAGUUGAUGUUUAGUGUGGCAUUGCUCCUGUCCUUAUGGUCCACUGCAGGAUGCGACUUCUUUGUGGAAGGCGUUCUUCAACUAGAGUGUCAUGACCGUUACUUCAUGAUAGCCGUUGACCUUGCUGCCACUGGAGAAGUUCCUCGCUUUGAGGCUGUGGAUGGAACUGGCACAUAUGCCAUCACUGAGGAUUAUGCAGCAAAGUGUGGUUACAGUAUCAGUAUUCUCUCUCUCCUGGGCCUUGUAGAGCUUAGAGCAUCCUACUUCAGUUGCCAUACUGAGAAGGGUGCUGGCUUUUCAUUCAGAUUUAACCUGAUAACUACCUAUGAAGGGGUAGAUGCGUACUAUGCACUCAAUAAGACCUGUUCACCCCAUCUGCUCUGGUCACCCAGAGAGGUCACCUGUGAGGUCAACUACAUGGAGGUAUCCGUAAGGAGUGAACUUCCCUGCCAAUCUGGGUCAAGUGACGACUCGAGCACGCUUGGCCCUUUGUACAGUUCCUCCACUGAAGUCUGGCAGGUGACUUUUCAAAAUCCAUAUCAGCAGUUGCCACCCAUGAACCUGUCUCAAGCCCGACAGGAGGGCUACAUAUUUAAUCUUGUCCAUGACAGGAUUGUGUUUCGUACACCGUAUGGUCAACCUGAGUCCUAUCGUACUGAGGUGACUGGGGUUCCAGUAGAGGUGGUCCAUGCAACAGUGUUUUCACGGCAAAGCUGGGUUGUCGUUAUGGUUGACCUGAUCGCUGCUUGCUCCAUGGAUAAAGGGUCAUAUGAUAGUGGCUAUAUGAUCUGGGACACUCCAGAAGCACUCUAUCCCAGUCUUGGCACCACACAGAUUAGUUUUGGCCUCAAUGGCAACCUUGUGGAAGAGGCUGCUGUGGUGCAGAAGGGGUUUAUUAUGGAAAGGUAUAACUCGACUGUCCAAAUUGGGAUCCCUUAUGAUGCUGAAGGAGGCUACAGGAAGAGCUUUGUGAGUGAUGGCCUCUCUGAGUUCUACAUCUUCAACCUCUACUUGAAACAAACUUCAGUGGAUGAACGCCAUGAAGAGACCGUGCUGUGGUUCCACAGGACUCUUGUUACGCCCCUCCUGUCAUCUCCACUUUUCACUGAAGACCAAACUGAUGUAAACGAUGGCACAUUCUCAAUCUAUCUAGGCAAAGUCCCCAGAGAUGUUGAGCUGACCUCUGUUCAGCUGACUGGGCAGGAAUUUGCAGUGCCCUUCAGUGACUCCAUCGCAUACACCCUUACAGAAGUCAGACAUUCCAACAAAAGCCACAGCUACACUCUGAAAGUGCCAUUGCAUGAUCCAAUUGUAGUCCAGGAGUUCUCCAAAGAGAAGGCAGCCAUGUUGCACAAACUGGACAUAAACUACACCCUGAUUGUCAAACCUGGAGACGAGCCAUACUACCACACCUUCUCAGUUACAGCACUAAUGGCUGUCUCUCCUCCAUCUUUUGAUGUGGUCUGUAAGGAGUCUGGGAUUGACUUCAAGUUGGCCUAUCGCUCUUUUGACUACCUGUGGGAUUUCAUGAUUGGCUCAGACCGACUGACUCCAGCUCUGGCAGCCAACUAUGGCUACACCAUGAGCAAUGACAGUCAAAAUCUGCUGCUCAGUGUGCCUCUGUUCACACAUGGAUACAAAUACAAGGAUAUUGGUCUGAAAGGCUUUCUCGGGACAUUUACAAUCCUUGUGAGGGAUCGUGAAACUGCUGGCAUCCUGACUUCCACCAUCAAGACAUGCCUGUUUAAUACCACAGAGUUCAUUAUGUGUUCAACUAAUGGGUGGAUGACUGUGGUGGUUGAUCUGUCUGCGGUUCUCCCAAGUGGUGAGAUGCCAACACGCUUCCAUCUCUUGAACAGCCUCUGCGUACCCAAAGCAGUAGAUGGCACACGAGUGCUCUUCUCAUUUCCUCUUCACAGUUGUGGUUCCACAGUUAAGUUGGCAAAGGAAAACGUGACUUAUCAAAACAAGAUUUACUUCGACACUUCUGAGAAUGCUGUUGAAGGAAUGACCGUGCAGUGCACGUACCCUCUAGCUAGUCUCCAUCGACUCUUCUCAAGCCACAAAUUUGAAUCUGACAAAGAAGGUGUUGGCAGCAUAAUCCCUUUUGUGGAAACUACAAAAGUAGUUGUUCCAGCUAAAAUUACCACAGUUGCUCCCCAAAGAACCAGAAGUCCCAGCUUGCACCUGCCUCCUUCCUACCCUACUGCUCGUUACAUCAAAGUUUACAGGGUUCAUAACCGACCUGGCCAGUUCAGUAAAGAGAGCCAGGCAGACCGUCCUGCCACCCAUCUCCAACAGGACUCUGCAGCACCCCUCCUUCCUGCCUCUUUACAUGCCCACACGUUUUCAUCACACCUUUCGUGGAGACGCUCACCCAGGUUACCCAAUGAGUCCUGUGGAGCUCUUCUACACGGACCCUACUCUGCCCUGCGGGAGGAGGAUCUAUAAUGGUCUGAGUAGGAAAAUGGUUUUUGAUUGCUCCCAGCUCAACACUCCUGCCCCCAUCAUGUCCGCCUGCAUCGCCCCUCCAAGCCGCCCAGACCCAUUCAGGGCCGGAC